This is a messenger RNA of Spodoptera exigua (beet armyworm), 1872 nucleotides long. The record is from the annotation of a GenBank genome assembly. Lineage: Eukaryota; Metazoa; Arthropoda; Insecta; Lepidoptera; Noctuidae.
AUGGCGCCUACCGCUACCUCCCUCGAUCCAAAAUGCCACCUCUACACAACGUACCGCUUGUCCACACAUCGCUUGGCGCGCUUGGCACCUCCGCUCGUGGAUCCACUCGAGUGCAUGGCUCUGACGAGUGCGGUCGCCAACGCUGCCGCUGCGGCUGCCGCGGCCGGCGCAGGCAAGAAGGCCGCCCAGGUCCAGUUACAGGCCGAGCUCAACACUGACGAAGAGUGGAACAAGUUUCUGACUAGAGAUGGACUAUUGGUGGUGGACGUCUACUCGGAGUGGUGCGGCCCGUGCAUCGGCAUGGUGGGAAACCUGAAGAAAAUCAAAGUGGAACUUGGAGGCGACAACCUACAUUUAGCUGUGGCUAAAUCUGACACAAUAGAAUGUCUGAAGAGGUUCAGGAAACGCAGCGAGCCCACCUGGAUGUUCAUAGCGUCUGGACAACUCCUGAACGUAGUCUUUGGAGCGGACGCGCCUCGUAUCGCUCGGACCAUAGAAGAAGAGCUACGGAAUGAGGAACUGGCGAAAAAAGGAGAACUAGAACGACCGAAGAGAGCUCCGCAUGAACUCACUACUCCAGAACAGGAAGUAGCGAAUGCCCAACAGAAAAUAGAAGAGGAGAAGAAAGCCAAGGAAGCAGCAGCGGUGGAAGCGGCGAGGUUCGCGAGACGGGAGGCUCGCGCCAAGCGCCUGGAGAUGUACUUCAACGACGUGUGCCCAGCUCUCAUGCUGCCACACGCACAAAAACACUUGAGGAAGAUCACAGACACUAUUGAACCUUUUGGUGUACUUUUGGCGGACAAGUGCCCGAUAGUAGUGGGCAAGGAAGGCGCCAAGAUCUUGGCAGUAGAGGAGCCAGAGCUUGGAGAGCCCAAUGCAGCAGCUGCGAUUAUUGAGAGGCCCUCUCUCGCUUUACUGUUCAAGAAGAUGCCUGAUAAAGAGGGAGAUAUUAUUGAGUUGACUCGCCGGGCGCUUUGUGGGGAUGGUCUGGCAGAAGAUGAUGACGCCAGAAAGAAGCUGCCAGUGACGGAGUUGCGCGCAGAUAACACCAUCGGCCUGUACGUGCCCAAAGACAGGCACGAGAGAGCAGCUGUUCUAGAUGUUUUAUUCCCGAAGAUGGUAGGUGCAGUAGUGGAGCCGGCGGGCCCGGCGGAGCCCCCGCACGUGGCGCUGAUGUUCGGCGCGUGGCAGCGCCGCGCCGUGCUCUCGCUGUGCGGGCCGCCCGACGUAGCGCGCCGCCUGCUGCGGUACGGGUUCUACGCUGACGCCAACCUGGACGAGCCGCGCCUACUCGCCAAGGACAUCGACACUUACGAACUCAGGCCGGAGAAGGACUACUGCGAGACUAUCGUCCUUAUGAUCGCAGUGGGACUAGCAGAACCUGAAUUAGCGGAACCUGAAGAUCUGUUCCCUGAAGGUCCACCUGAGGAGCUCUUGGCUUUAGGACCUUUACACGUCAGCGCUGACGCCGUCGUGGGGCAGGAGGAGUGUGCCAGGUUCUUCCCGCCAGGGUACAGCGAGCCAGAGCGGAAACCCAAGUCCAAGAGCAAGAAAAAGAAGAAGAAGCGUCACACGAGCAAAGAAGAGAACGCAGAAGAAUCCCAGGACCGCACUCAGAGCACGGAAAACCCGGAGGCCGAAGCGAACGGUGACACCGAGAAUGGUGACGAGACCGAAGAGAAUGGGGAUGGAGAGGAAAAUGGGGAUGAAGGGGAUGAUGAGGACAAUGAGGAUCAGCACGCGGACAAGGCCACGUCCCCGCCACCACCUACACCACAUUAAACUAUGCACUUUUAGAGUUAAGAGGUUUUUUGGAGCAGUAUUUAAUAAGCUGAUGCAGUCAUUUGAGUCAUGAAUUAAUAUUUAUUACUU